This is a messenger RNA of Aspergillus mulundensis, 675 nucleotides long. RefSeq names its product mitochondrial 54S ribosomal protein bL19m. The coding region runs from base 1 to 675 and encodes 224 amino acids. Gene Ontology annotation, biological process: translation. The record is from RefSeq and is a predicted model, not a curated record. The transcript has 3 exons. Gene Ontology annotation, molecular function: structural constituent of ribosome. NCBI's taxonomy places the organism in Eukaryota, Fungi, Ascomycota, Eurotiomycetes, Eurotiales, Aspergillaceae. Gene Ontology annotation, cellular component: mitochondrial large ribosomal subunit; ribosome.
AUGGCAAGCUUCUCACAAUUGACCCGGCAGCUGGGCUGCUUGAGGUUAUCGGCAAAGCCUCAGCAAUCUGCUUUUCAGGUCCGAACAAUCUCUACGACAUACACUCCGAAGCCAGCGGCAGUGCCUUUCCCUGCAAAGCUGCCGAAGCAAUUCCUCAACCAAAUACCCGUUCGAUACCACCCACACGCGCCUAAGAAGAUCAAGGUCCAUCCACCUCCUCCAUCGGCUCGCGACGCGUGCAAGGAUCCUAUUGCGGCAGUGAGGGAGUCUCAGUUGGCAGUUCUUGAUCCGACGGGCGAACGCAAAGCGCUUUUCGACUACCGAAGGAGCCGUCGAAGUGUGAAAGUCGGCGAUAUCGUGCGAGUGACGUUCAAGAACGGCGAUCCAUUCUCUGGUGUUUGCUUGAGUAUUAAACUCCAGGGGGUCGACACCUCGUGUCUGCUGCGGAAUGAGCUCACGAGGGUUGGUGUUGAAAUGUCGGUCAAGGUGUUCAGUCCGAAUGUCGAGAGUGUCGAGAUCGUCCAGAGGGCAGAGAAGAGGAAGAGGAGAGCGAGGUUGUACUACAUGAGACAACCCAGGCACGAUAUGCGCAGCGUCGAGAACAUCGUUUCGAACUACCUCCGCCAGAAGUCCGCGGUCACAGGACAGAGAACCUCCUACGGAAAGAGGCGGUGA